This is a messenger RNA of Diaporthe batatas, 2555 nucleotides long. RefSeq lists its product as uncharacterized. NCBI's taxonomy places the organism in Eukaryota, Fungi, Ascomycota, Sordariomycetes, Diaporthales, Diaporthaceae. The coding region runs from base 137 to 802 and encodes 221 amino acids. The record is from RefSeq and is a predicted model, not a curated record. The transcript has a single exon.
CCGGGUUGUCUGGCUGGAAAAGGCGCUCCGCGACUCUUUCUCUGCGUAUGCCAUGCCUCGGCUCUCCCGCUCCUAGGGCUGAUGCAGGGAUUUUCUGCAGCAGCAAAGUGACAACAGUGAUUGCAGCAAUCCCUCAAUGGCACUUGGUGAUCAGUGCUUUUCGAUUCCUUCUUUCCCUUCACACCUCCCUCCCCCCUUCCCUCCCCCCCCCCACCGCCUUUCCAAUCUCUCAGGUGAGGUGAUAUAUCGUCCCACCCCGUCGUCGGCGAUGUGCGGCCAAGCUUUUUUCCGUCUUUCGCCCGGAGCCGGAAACACUUCGGCCGCUGGCUCGACGAGACUUCGGUCUUUUGUCGAGAUUCCGUCUGCCCGGAGUCGACGUUCCGUAAUGCCCGCUGGGCGCUGGGCGCUGGGCGGUCAGCUGCCCCGGAAGUUCCGGUCUGAAAAUUCACGAUACCCUCUCUCGUCGUCCCUUGUCGUCUCGCCUCACUGCACCGGAGGUGGUGGACAGGAAAAGGAUAUCUCGGACCCUAUAAAUGGAAUUAAGCUUGAAGUGCAGCUCCCACUCCCAACACACACACCCCCCCCCCUGGCCAACUCUCCCUGCCUCCCUGCCCUGCAAUCCUGCCUCCCCCUUCGGCUGCUUCGUCGUUCCCGGGGACAGGCCUCAGUCCCACACGCGCGGGCCGUUCUUCACACACGCCCCUGCCAUCUCGGUCUGAUAUGUGUCGCACGCCCGGGGAGGGCCGGCUGGCUGGCUGGCUGGCUGGGCUGCACACACACGCGCGCCUAUGAACGCACAUGACCAAGAAACCCCAGGCACACACAUACCUACAAACAUACACACACACAAACACCCCGCGGCCCAAGGUUUCCGGUGCCUUGCUGGGUCGGGGGGGGAGGGAUGUCACACGGCGUCGGGGCACAAAACCCCACGCGUACUCCAGCCCCGACAGCCUCAUUCACAACCAGAAAAAACAGACGGGCGGCCAGCCGGCCAGCCAGCCGUUCGGAUGUCUUGCCGCUGCUGGCUGGCCCCUUGCUCCCUCCCUCCCCCCCCCCCGGCCCCCUUCGGCGCACAGCGCCGUGCUGCAGGCAGGAUUUAAGGUUGAGGCUCAAGCGGGCAGGCGGCGGGCAAGGCGGGCAGCAGCAGCAGGUGCAGAAGCGAGGAGCAAAACGGUUGGGCCCACUUUGCCUGGUGUAAGCAAGUGUGUUUUGCGUCUCUGCCGCUGCUGCACUGGACAUGUGUGUGUGUGUGUGUGUGUGUGUGCCCAGGUAUGUGUGCAUUGCCUGUCGCAUCAAAUAGGUCGGUCCCUGGGGCCUCGGCUUGCCGCUUACAUGCUCCCACGGGCUUCACAAAAGCUUAGUUUGGAUGAAAUGAAGACAAACGCAGGUUCGGGCCCCAUCGCCUGGCCAGAAGCUUAUUGUUAGCAUGUCGAGCGAACCGAAGCUUAUUAUGCCAGACUACUACCUGCUCCCUCGGCGGACACGGCGCAUUGCACGCUGUACCUACACAUAGACACAGACACAGACACAGACAUCGCUAGUUGUAAUCGAGGCCCGACGCACCCUUGAGCUAUUAACCUCCCGUGCUAGAUCGAACCGGCUGUUUGAAGACCCAACCUUGAUCCUCCUCAGCUGCAGUGAUUCCUUCCUGCGAACGCGCGCCAGGCCGCCCCGUCCGCCCGUGAGCCUGUUGCGUUAAAUGUAUGUUAGCCCCGGGGGCCAGCCAAAGAAGGAAAUAAAAGGCAUGUGAACGAAACCGGCCAGGGUGGUUGGUGGUGGUGGGAGUUCUUUUUUGGCUUUCAGGUGAGGUUCCCCGGAUAGCCUGCCCCGUGAGCCUGAUAUCUAGCCGAACAGUGGGUCGCGGAACCCGUGGGCAGGAAUACCACAGUAGAUAAUAAGAGGGAAACUCAAAUUCCUGUUGCUCCGAAGUUCCUGCUUCAGCCCGGCGCCUGCAGGCCCGCUGCAUGCACGUGUGGUCUCUCUAUCACUCUCUCCCUCUGCUCCGGGGAUACUCCCCCGGGCGGGCGCUCAUGAAUAUUCCCCCACUGAUCACGGCUUAAGUCUGAGCCCUAUGCAGUGGGCAUUUUGUAGUGGGUCCCCACUGGCUGGCAAAUGUAAAAAUGGCCAGGCAAAAGUUCGGCUUGUGCAGAAGAAGGGACGGGCGGACGGUUGUAGCCGGCAUCCUUCAUGCAUGCAGCCCUUACCGUCCCGGGGAGGUACACGCGCUGACCGGCAGACCGGACGACGUCGACUGACUUGCCAUGAGUUCCGGGUUGCUUCUGCGGCGUGUGCGUCUUGCGCCUGCGCGUUGUGUGGGUGCCUGCCAAGUGGAUGGGCAGGUGAAUGGGUGUGCGUGGAGCACCGCCAAGCCGCCCCAGACAUGUCGGCAAGUACAUGCCCAGGUUGCCAGGCCAGGGCCGGCUGUGGACACUUGUGUCUGCCGCGCCCGCCGGCGGGUGGCUGUCUGGGUGUGGUUUGAGCCCUGCGGUCCCAUUACUCGGACCCCAGUGCCCAGGUGGGCUGGCGGGCUGGCUUGGUUCCUCGGAUGUCGC